Aspergillus tubingensis is the source of this 1350-nucleotide messenger RNA. Its product is annotated as putative neutral amino acid permease. Gene Ontology annotation, cellular component: vacuolar membrane. The record is from RefSeq and is a predicted model, not a curated record. Gene Ontology annotation, biological process: amino acid transmembrane transport. The coding region runs from base 1 to 1350 and encodes 449 amino acids. The transcript has 10 exons. Lineage: Eukaryota; Fungi; Ascomycota; Eurotiomycetes; Eurotiales; Aspergillaceae. Gene Ontology annotation, molecular function: amino acid transmembrane transporter activity.
AUGUCGUCCCUGAGUGCGAUCAAUAACCCUGAGGACACGCUCGCCGAGCAGGAGAAACCUGUCAAUCUGAGAAGCGCCGCUGAGAAUGAGGAUCCUUUCAGUCAUGAUGGUGUCGGCGGGGUGAAGUACCGCACUUUGGCUUGGUGGCAAUGUGCAAUGAUCAUGGUCGCAGAGACAAUAUCCCUGGGCAUCCUGUCCCUACCCUCGGCCGUGGCGUCGCUUGGCCUGGUUGCAGCCGUUAUCCUCAUCCUUGGCCUCGGUGCUCUGGCAACUUACACGGGCUAUACCCUAGGACAGUUCAAACUCCGGUAUCCGCAUGUGCACAGUAUGGGUGAUGCCGGUGAGGUCCUGAUGGGUCGCAUCGGUCGCGAAGUGCUAGGGACUGCGCAGCUGUUGUUUUUGAUCUUUAUCAUGGGCAGUCACCUUCUGACCUUUACUGUGAUGAUGAAUACCUUGACUGAUCAUGGCGCCUGUUCUAUUGUGUUUGGUGUGAUCGGCUUGGCGGUGGCGUUCGUCUUCACCUUGCCGCGGACGCUGAAGAAGGUGUCUUGGUUUUCGAUUUCAUCUUUCAUCAGCAUCACUGCCGCAGUGUUGAUCACCAUGAUUGCGAUCGCGAUCCAAAAGCCAGGUGACGGCCGUGUUGAUGCUGUCGUUGACAAUUCAUUCUACAAGGCUUUCCUGGCUGUCACCAACAUUGUCUUCGCAUACGCCGGGCACGUGGCCUUCUUCGGAUUCAUCUCAGAAAUGCGCACGCCGACCGACUACCCCAAGACACUGUACAUGCUGCAGGGUAUUGAUACGUCAAUGUACACCAUCUCGGCGGUCGUCAUCUACCGCUAUGGUGGAAAGGACGUGGCAUCUCCGGCAUUGGGAUCGACCAGUCCACUGAUGUCCAAGAUUGCCUACGGCGUUGCUAUUCCGACAAUUGUGAUCGCUGGCGUGAUCAAUGGUCAUGUGGCGUGCAAAUACAUCUACGUCCGUCUGUUCCGGGGAACCGACCGCAUGCACCAACGCGGACUUGUCUCGAUUGGGACGUGGGUGAUGAUCGGGUUGGUGCUGUGGACGCUGGCGUGGAUUAUUUCUGAGGCGAUUCCUGUGUUCAACGAUUUGCUGAGUCUGAUCACGGCGCUCUUUGCCAGCUGGUUUACAUAUGGACUAAGUGGAAUCUUCUGGCUAUUCCUAAAUUGGGGCAGAUACUCCUCCUCGCGCCGCAAGAUCCUACUGACCGGUCUGAACCUGCUCGUGGUACUCGUAGGUGGCUGCCUAUGCGCCUUGGGCCUCUACGUCUCCGGAAAAUCAAUCCAUGAUCACCCCAAAAGCACCAGCUUCUCAUGCUCCAACAAUACUUGA